This is a messenger RNA of Eutrema salsugineum, 1020 nucleotides long. RefSeq names its product WAT1-related protein At3g18200. Gene Ontology annotation, molecular function: transmembrane transporter activity. Gene Ontology annotation, cellular component: plasma membrane. Bases 1 to 1020 code for a protein of 339 amino acids. The transcript is spliced from 6 exons. The record is from RefSeq and is a predicted model, not a curated record. NCBI's taxonomy places the organism in Eukaryota, Viridiplantae, Streptophyta, Magnoliopsida, Brassicales, Brassicaceae.
AUGGGAAAAGGAGUAGUAUCUGAGAAGAUGAAGCUUCUGGUAGCUUUAAUAACUUUGCAAUUCUAUUUUGCAGAUUUCCACAUUGUCUCAAGAGUUGCACUUAACAUUGGUGUCAGUAAAGUUGUGUAUCCUGUUUACAGGAACAUUCUUGCUCUUCUCCUCAUUGGUCCUUUCGCUUAUUUCUUGGAGAAAAAGGAAAGGCCUCCUCUCACAAUCUCAUUACUAGUUCAGUUCUUCCUCUUAGCACUCAUAGGGGAAGAAUCCCCUUUAAUCACAGCGAAUCAAGGAUUCUACCUCUUGGGACUGGCCUAUGCAUCUCCAACUUUAGCUUCAGCAAUGCAGAACUCUGUUCCUGCAAUCACUUUCAUCAUGGCUUGUGCCCUAAGGAUCGAGCACAUAAAUCUUGUUCGAAGACACGGUGUAGCCAAGGUGUUAGGGACUAUAGUGAGCAUAGGCGGAGCCACAAUUAUCACAUUGUACAGAGGAUUCCCACUUUUUCAGAGAAGCCUUACUGCUCAAAAAACCAAUGCUCAUGACGGGAUCGAAUCCAUUAACAAAGCACAGAACUGGACACUCGGAUGCUUAUACCUUAUGGGACACUGCUUGUCAUGGGCUGGUUGGAUGGUUCUCCAAGCUCCUGUCCUGAAGAAGUACCCAGCAAAGCUCACCUUAACAUCAUUCACAUGUUUCUUUGGUGUGAUUCAGUUUCUUGUCAUUGCUCUGUUUGUCGAAACUGAUCCCAAAAACUGGAUUAUUGUCUCAUGGGAAGAGCUUUUCACCAUCCUUUAUGCGGGAAUAGUGGCGUCCGGUCUGGUGGUUUAUCUUCAGACAUGGUGUAUUUACAAAGGCGGUCCUGUCUUUGUAGCUGUCUUUCAGCCGCUCCAGACACUUCUUGUCGCUGGCAUGGCAAUUGUCCUCCUUGGUGAUCAAUUAUACUCUGGAAGCAUUGUUGGAGCAAUGUUCAUAAUGCUAACUUUACGUUUGGAAUUGUUAUUCUACUGCUGUGGAUUGAAUCUAUAA